AUGAGCUCAACGAUCUUGGCAACCAAAGAGUCUAAGAAAGAGUUCUUAUUGUCGGUAGAUAAUUGUUCAAUAAAGAGGGAAUGGAAAAUCGAACGACCGGGUGUAUGGAUAGUAUAUUUACAUUUUGCACACACACAAAACACGAAUCACAUGACACUCCAUUGUCGUUCCGUUGGUGUCUAUUUACGAAUAGAAGGUAUCAGUCAGAUGUACUUGUACUUUUUACUAAAUCGCGAUGAUGCUUUACCUGCAUAUUUUCCUUCAGUCGGGGGCAAGAUUACUGAUAAGCAAACGAAUAUUCAACCAAGAGAACCAUAA
Messenger RNA from Paraglomus brasilianum, 318 nucleotides. The record is from the annotation of a GenBank genome assembly. Lineage: Eukaryota; Fungi; Glomeromycota; Glomeromycetes; Paraglomerales; Paraglomeraceae.